AUGCCCGGCGCUAGUGACAUGAGCACAGCCUUGAGCUCCAGCCCUGUGAAUCGUAACCCUUACGGCCACGGAAAUGGGGUUAGCGAUUUUCUGAGCAACGUCUCGCGGUUUAAGAUUAUUGAGAGCACCCUGCGCGAGGGCGAGCAGUUUGCCAAUGCCUUCUUUGACACGCAGAAGAAGAUCGAGAUUGCAAGGGCACUAGAUGAGUUCGGGGUUGAUUACAUUGAGCUCACGAACCCGUGUGCCUCGGAGCAGUCGAGGCUAGACUGUGAGGCGAUCUGCAAGCUGGGUCUUAAGGCUAAGAUUCUAACCCAUAUUCGGUGCCAUAUGGACGAUGCGCGAAUUGCCGUGGCCACUGGUGUUGAUGGCGUCGAUGUAAUGAUUGGAACAUCGUCUCUCAUGCGCCAGCACUCCCAUGGCAAGGAUAUUGAGUACAUCAAGAAGACCGCUAUUGAAGUAAUCAACUUCGUGAAGUCGCAAGGAAUAGAAGUUCGCUUUUCAACAGAAGAUUCCUUCCGCUCGGACCUAGUGGACCUCCUCUCAAUUUACUCCGCCGUCGACCAAGUCGGCGUAAAUCGAGUCGGUGUUGCCGAUACCAUUGGCUGCGCUUCCCCACGACAGGUGUACGAGCUCAUCCGUGUUCUUCGUGGCGUGGUCAGCUGUGAUAUUGAGACCCAUUUCCACGAUGAUGCUGGAUGUGCAAUUGCAAAUGCAUAUUGCGCCCUGGAAGCAGGUGCAACACACAUUGACACUUCUGUGCUAGGAAUCGGUGAACGGAAUGGUAUUACUCCGCUUGGAGGGCUCAUGGCGCGGAUGGUUGCCACGCAUCCAGAGUAUGUAAAGUCUAAGUACCGCCUUGAAAAGAUUAAGGAUUUAGAGGAUCUUGUUGCCGAGGCAGUGCAGAUUAAUAUCCCGUUCAACAACUAUAUCACGGGCUUUUGUGCGUUCACUCACAAGGCUGGUAUUCAUGCCAAAGCCAUCCUCAACGACCCCAGCACAUAUGAGAUCAUCAACCCCGCAGACUUUGGCAUGACCCGCUACGUGCACUUUGCCUCGCGACUGACUGGUUGGAACGCCAUCCGAUCCCGGGCGCAGCAGCUAAAUAUCAGCAUGACCGACAAACAAUACAAGGAGUGUACAUCUAAGAUCAAGGCUUUAGCCGAUAUCCGCCCAAUUGCGAUUGAUGAUGCCGACAGUAUCAUCCGGGCGUACUAUCGGAAUAUUCAGUCCGGGGAGGAUAGUCCGUUGAUGGACCUCACAACGGACGAAGCGGCGCAGUUUGCGAUGAAGGAGAAGGAGCUUGGGGGAUUGAUGAGCGCGUGA
Molecule: messenger RNA, 1323 nt
Organism: Aspergillus calidoustus
Lineage: Eukaryota; Fungi; Ascomycota; Eurotiomycetes; Eurotiales; Aspergillaceae
Source: the annotation of a GenBank genome assembly